Molecule: messenger RNA, 8255 nt
Organism: Cydia pomonella (codling moth)
Lineage: Eukaryota; Metazoa; Arthropoda; Insecta; Lepidoptera; Tortricidae
Exons: 3
Coding region: 462-7799 (2445 amino acids)
Biological process (GO): regulation of transcription by RNA polymerase II
Cellular component (GO): nucleus
Molecular function (GO): DNA-binding transcription factor activity, RNA polymerase II-specific; RNA polymerase II transcription regulatory region sequence-specific DNA binding
Source: RefSeq, a predicted model, not a curated record
UGAAAAAAGUUGCUAGAAGAAAAAAAACAAUUGAGGACCAACUGCAAAAAUCGAACAUCGAAAUUCCGUUAUCUCCCACUCUAUCGCUCUUAUUCGGGCAAUGGAGAUAGACGAUCCAUCGAACGAAGUGGUUUGCGGUAGGCCUUCUGAUAUAAUUCAGGCUUAAUUUUUUGUUAUAUUUUAUUCAACUGCUUUAUUCGAGGUAUUUGAGCGGAGAAGUCGCUCAAGAUAAUUAGCAGAAAAAGUGAAUCUGUAUAAAUAAGAAUUUUCUUUGAAUAUUUUGACGGGAAUUAAUAAACGCGUCGAGGAAAGUAAAUUAUAGGCGGGCACUUAACGCCUCUAGAUGUUUCUACUUUCUUAAGGGUAAAAACACUGGUAGAUAGAUCUUCAUGAUGAGUCCAUCGCAUCACAGAGUUCACAGACAUAAAGUGGCUGAAAAGUAGAAGAUGUGUCAGGAAUAAAUGCGGAAAAUAAGCGUUUUUAAAAUGGCCGAUGGUUUUGAUAAAGAAUCACCUGAUGUAAUGGAGAGUCAAAUCCUAAGGGAAAGCCCACCUGAGUUUUCUGUAAUAGUGAUAAAAAAAGAAGUCCUUAAUUUUUAUGAUAGUGAAUUUGAAUCUACAACAAGUUCAGUUCAAGACAGAAAACCAUAUUUACAAGAGGAAAUUGUACCAAAUACAUUUGAAGCUCUGAGCUCAGAAAUUCCUGAUAACGAAGUUUAUCAAGAUGAACUUCUCAACUCCAACAAAAUUAUACUUGGUUCUAAGCCGAACUUAGUUUGCGAUGAUGAAGACCAUUUUGAAAAUUCUGCUGAACUUUUCCCGGAAAAUGAUGCAUUCUUUGAAAAGGAUUCAAAACUCAAUACAGAGUCAAUAGACGUAAACUAUUUUGAGGAGUUGGUUACAUCUUACGAACCAAAAGUUGAGUUGCUUGAUAUACAGUCUUAUUUACACAAAUCAAGAAGAUAUUGCGACACUUGUGGGAUUUUAUUUCCAGAACUUAAUGCUUUUGAGAAGCAUGUACGAAUAUUUCACAAAGCGACUGAUUUAAAUAAACGCCGUAUAUAUAAAUGCACAAUUUGCGACAAAAAAUUCGUUGCGCCUCAUGUAUUAAGAAAUCAUUUAAGUAAUAUUCAUAAAUUGAAUAAUGGAAAAAUAUUAGAAAGACCAAGAUACAGACGUGUCUUGGAUAAAAUGAUGCGCCUACAUAGAUGCACAAUUUGUGCCAAAAACUUCAUUGCACCUCAUCUAUUAAGAACGCAUCUUAUAAAUAUUCAUAAAAUGAAUUAUGCGGGAGUCCCAUAUAAAAAAAAACAAAAUACCAAAAAUAAUAUUACGAAGGAGUUAGAUAGUCAAAUUGUGAACCAUGAUAUAACUUCGGAAUGGAGUAAUACAUGUUUUCAUUGCAAAAAAACAUUCGAUACGCAGAAGUGUCUAAUUGAACACUUGUAUGACAUUCUACAGAUGAAAAGAAAAAAUACAGAAAUUGUUCCAGUAUUGAAGUCAAUUUUGUUUAAAUGCAACAAAUGCGAUAUCAAUUUUACUUCAUCACAAUUUGCAGCAAACCAUGCAGAGCAUAUGGAAAUGUUAAUUAAUUGGAAGUGUACUAUCUGUAAUCGAAUAUUCAAAAAAGAGGAUGCUUUAAGUCACGAAAGACAGCACUCAGUUUCAAACAACUUCUUAGUAUAUAACUUGGAAGAUCUAGAUGUUACAAAAAUUUUAUUCAAGUGUUCUAAAUGUGCAGUACACUUUACUGAAAGUAGCUUUCUCUAUCAUUUCCGAGACUGCGAUCUAGAAGUUUCUAAAUCCGUUCACUGCAAAAUUUGUAACAUGUCACUGGAUUACAACUUAAAAACUUCUCAUGAAUAUGAACAUACGGAACCUAACUAUUAUACUAUUAUCGAAAGUGAUGUUAUAUCGGAUAACCCUGUUAAGAUGACGGCAAAUAAAUACCAAGCAAAGGAUAAGUUACAAGAAUUACUCAAGUCGUUUCGUGAGGUGAAAGUUGUUUUACAAAAAAUUGAUACAAAUACACCCAAUAAAUCUAGUAAUUUAAAAUGGUCCUCCGAUGAGUCUCUCAGCGAUUUGGAAUCCAGUUCUCACGAACAAACUAGACAUAUGCCACAAAAACUGCAGAAAGAUAACAAUGCCUCUAAAUUUCGUUCAACGACAGAAACUACAGUAAGAAACGAAAAGAAGAUAGAUUUGCACCGAAGGCGUAAUCUAACAUAUUACUACUGCAAGACUUGUAAAUGCUUCGUAAGCAGAAUAAAGAGAAAAAUCCACUUAGAAGCACGCUGUAAACUUUUUUCCAAAGAGACAUGCAAGCGCUGUUGUCUUACGUUCACUACUGCGUCUUUGAUGACACACAGAAGUCUACACGAGGAAAGGAAAGACUUGACAUUGAAGAGUUUUAAAUUCUUUAAUCUGUACAAUGGGAAACCCAUAAAUCCUGCCAUGCCUGAAGGUUGCAAUACUAAACGACUUGUGAAUAGUACAACGCGACUCGGAAGGCGUAAUGUGACAUAUCACUAUUGUGAGACUUGUAAAUGCUUUUUAACUAAGUUUAAUAAAGCCACUAUAUUCCAUAAACGUAAGCUAUGUAAAAAAAUAGCUAAGGCGACUUGUAAGCAUUGUGGCCUCGUGUUUACAAGCGCAUCUAUAAUGACACAUAUACGUUUACACGAGGAAAGGAAAGACUUGACAGUGAAAAAUUUUAAAUUGUUUAACCUACACAAUGGCCAACCCAUAGAUGCUCCUGUAAGGGCACCUGAAGUUAUAAGUUUACAACAACCUGCGAAUAUUGAAGUUGAAACGAAUAAUGGAGACAUGAGUAUGAAGAAAAAUGUAAAAUAUUACUUAUGUGAAACUUGUAAAUGCUCCGUAACUAACUUUAAGAAAAAAUUCCACUUAGAGGCACGGUGCAAGGAUUUGACUACGACGACUUGUAAACACUGUGGUCUAACUUUUACAAAAUCCUCUAUGAAAACCCAUAUGCGACUACACAAAGAAAGGAAAGGCUUGACAUUGAAAAGUUUUAAGUUCUUCAAUCUUUAUAAUGGCUUGCGCACAAGUCCUCCAAUACGUGAAGUUGUAAAUUUAAAUCGACAUGUAAACACACUCAGCGAUUUAGAAACCAAUUCUUGUGAACAAACUAGUAAUAAGUCACAAGAACUGCAGAAAGAAAACAAUGAGCCUGGAUUUAAUUCAACGGCAGAAAUUACAGUAAGAAACCAAAAGAAAGUAGAUUCGCGUCGAUAUCGUAAUCUAACAUAUUACUACUGCGAGACUUGUAAAUGCUUCGUAAGCAGAUUAAAGAGAACAGUCCACUUAGAAGCACGGUGUAAAAAAAUUUCCAAACAGACUUGCAAACGCUGUGGUCUUAGAUUCACUACUGCGUCUUUGAUGACACAUGAACGACUACAUGAAGAAAAAAAGGACUUAUCCUUAAAUAAUUUUAAAUUCUAUAACCUCUAUAAUGGCCUACCCAUGAAUCUGCCUGCACCUGCAAAUGCUAUUCUAAACGGAACUGUGAAUAAUGCAGCUAUGGUAAAAAUAAAAAAACGAUCUGCGAAAAAUAUCAAUAACUGGAAAACAAGGCGUAAUCUUACGUAUUAUUAUUGUGAGACUUGUAAAUGCUCCGUAACCAAAUUUAGAAAAGAUGUCCACUUAGAAGCACGGUGUAGUAAACUGACUAAAACGACUUGUAAACUCUGUGGUCUAAUGUUCACCAAGCAGUCUAUGAUUACACAUAUGCGUCUACACCAGGAAAAAACAGACUUGUCAUUGAAAAAUUUUAAAUUUUUUAACCUGUACAAUGGCCAUUCAAUGGAUACUCCUGUACUCGAAGUCGUAAAAACACCUAUGAAUAAUGAAGCUGAAGUAGUAAAUGUAAAGCAACCUAAUGACGUUUUUGAAGCUAAAGAUGAAAGUGUAUUACGACCUAUGAACGACAAAGAUGAACUUGAUAAUAUAAACAGGCCUGUGAACGUUGAAGGUAAAGAUAUAUUUUUUAAACCACUUAUAAUUAAUGAGGUUGAAGUUGAAAAUAUAAAACAACUUUCAAAAGAUCAAGCUCAAAGUGGAAAUGUAAAACCAUGUAUAAAUAUUAUAGCUGAUGUAGAGAAUAUAAUAUCGCAUGUAAAUAAUGAAGCUAUGGUUUUAAAUACAAAAUGCCCCUCAAACAUUCAAGCUGCAGUUGAAAAUAUUAUAGGUCUUGUAAACAAUAAAGCAGAAGUUAAAAGUGUAAAACAAACUAUAAACAUUGAAGCUGAGGUUUUAAAUACUAAACUUCCCUUAAACGUUCAAUCUGAUAUUGAAAAUAUAAAAGAAGUUGUGAAUAAUGAUGCUGAAUCUGAAAAUUUAAAACCAUCUAUAAAAAUUGGAACUGCAGUUGAAAAUUUAAUAAUACCCAUAUACAAUAAUACCGAAAUUGAAAAUUUUGAAAACUCUAUUAUCAGUGAAGAUACAAACAUAAAACUUCCUUUAAACAGUAAAGAACCUAUGAGUAAUAAAGCUCAAGAUGACAGUAUAAAUCGAGAUAAAGACAUUGAAGGUGAAAAUAUUGUACGAGCUGUGAACGUAGGAUUAAAAGUUCCAGAAAUAGAACGACCUUUAACAUACGAUGGCGAUACCGAUAUGAGUGCAAAGUUUAAUCAGAAAUACUACUAUUGUGAAACUUGCAAAUGCUUUGUAACUCAAUUUAGGAAAAAUACCCACUUAAAGGCUCGUUGCAAGAAUUUAGCGAAAAUGGCUUGCAAUCAAUGUGGUCUAACUUUUACCAACGGUUCUAUGGGGACACAUAAACGUCUUCACGUGGAAAAGGAAGACUUAACAUUAAACAAUUUUAAAUUCUUCAACUUAUAUAAUGGACAACCAAUGAAUCCCCCUAUAAAAGAAGUUAACGAAUUGAAACAAUCUGAAGACCUCGAAAUUGUGGAUAUAUCACUAUAUUCACACAAUGAAAUUGAAGCUCUUCAUGUAAAACUACCUGGAAACACUCAAGAUUGGCGCACAAAUCUUAAUAUGACAUUAUACUAUUGUGAAACUUGUGAAUGUUUCGUAACUAAAUAUAAAAGAGCUUUCCACUUACAGGCACGUUGCAAGAACUUCGCCAAAGUGACUUGUGAAAGUUGUGGUCUAACGAUUACUAGAAAUUCUAUAUUAACACAUACACGCCAACAUGAAGAAAGAAAAGAUUUCACACUAAAUAAUUUUAAGCUUUUUAACCUGCACAGUGGCCAACCCAUGAAUUCUUAUACACUGAAAGUUCUUAACAAGAAACGAAAUAUAAAUGUUAAAGCGGAAGUGGCAAGUAUAAAACCUGCAAGUAGAGAAGAUGAAAUUAUAAAUAUAAAGCGAUCUUUAAAUGUUAAAGGCAAACAUCCAAGGCGUAAUCUGAACUAUUACUUUUGUGAAACUUGUAAAUGCUUUGUGACCAAGUUUACGAAAAAUGCACAUUUACAGGCCCGCUGCAAGAGUUUUUCCAAAACAACUUGCAAACUUUGUGGUCUAAGGUUCACUAAAGCAUCUAUGAUGACACAUAAACGUUUACAUAAGGAAAACAAAGACUUAUCGGUCAAAAAUUUUCAAUUAUUUAAUCUAACUAAUGGUCAACCAAUUAAGGCUUCUAAAUUUGAAGUAGUAAAUAGAAAUCGAUUUGUAGACGAACGCAAUUUGUCAAAUUACUAUUGUGCAACUUGUAAAUGCUUCGAAACCCUAAUUAAGAAAGAAGGUCACAUACAUGAAAGUUGCAUAAACAUGGCCAGAUUGCCUUGCAAAUACUGUGGCCUAAUAUUUAGUAACGCUUCUUUUGUAAUACAUAAAAGUCUACACGAAGAAAGAAGAAACUUGACAUUGAAGAAUUUUAAAUUCUUUGACCUACAGAAUAGCCAACCCAUGAAUCCACCUUUGCCUGAAUAUCCAAAAUGUACCUCUUGUGCUGUGCAUUUUCUAACUAUUACAGCUAAGAAUAGCCACAUAUGCAGCGACGUAUCUUCUUUAACAUGUCAUAUUUGCGAAAUCAGAUUUUCCGAAGCUGCUUUUAAAUUGCAUAUGGCGUUUCAUCAAUAUAUAGCAGAUAACACUCAAAUAAUAGAAUCAAAUAAUGUGCAAUCCGCUAUGAGUGCUAUAAAUAUCAAUUUAAAUCAAAAUAUUGACAAACACGGAACUGAAAAAAAAAAAAAAAACGAAACUAACACAUCUAAUCAUGAAAACCACGAAACAGAAUUACAUAACCCCCUUGAAAUCGCCGAAGCGCCAUUAAGAAGUCCAGAUAGUAUAGAAAAUAUAGUUUAUACUUGUCGAAAUUGCUCUGUUUCUGUUGAUACAUAUGAUAAAGCAGUAGAGCAUAGUCAAAGUCAUUACGAGCCUGAGAAACAUGAGACACAUAUAAUAGUUUGUAAUUUUUGUAACUUAAACAUUGAUGAAGCAUGUUACAUAGAACAUCAAAAUGCACAUGAAAAAGGAAGCCAGUUCAAAUUGUUACAUUUUGACAGUUACUAUUUGCCUGCAGAUAAUAACUUGUGGAUAAAACACAUUUUUGAAACUUUUCCUGGUGAAAAAGUCAUAGAUAUUUUGAGAAAUUCUAUCUACAGGUUCGAGUGUAGGAUUAAGAUGGAUGUAAUACAACAAGGAGAUCCUAAUUUAACUGUUUAUAAAUGUGAUCAAUGUGGUUGUUUCAUCGAACCAAGUGCUUUGUUUAAGCAUUCAGAUAAUGCUUGUUUUAAGCUGAGAUAUCAUCCCUGUACUGUAUGUGGUAUACCUUUUAAUUCGUCUGCAUCUCGAAUUGAACACGAAAAAAUUCAUAAUCGUCCUGACGUUACAAUGGAGUCGUACAAAAUAGUUGUUUUCAAUCGGGAACGGGACUUGCAGAUAAAUCGUUCUUUUUGUUUGCGUAAAAAUUACGUUUUAUUUAAAUGCAGAAAUUGUGAUGUAAUCAUUGAUAAACUCCGGGAAGACAUUCAUAAAUGUGACUUCACUAAUGUGAAGCAGUGCCCAGAUUGCGCAUUGCUGCUGAAUAUGAAAGACUAUGAUAGUCAUAUGAAUACGCACAAAGAAUUUAUCAGUUUUAAUUAUAGCAACAUGAAAGUCAUUCUCCUCGGCGAGGCAAAUUUAUUGGAAAUGAAGAGUGAAAAUGUAGUCAACUCAAAAUUAAAGUUCAAAGGCGCAAUAUAUGAUUAUAAAAUUUUUGUAUGUAAUAAAUGUGAGAUAUGUAUUAGGAAUGAGGAGGUCAUGCCUAAACACAUUUGUCGUUUUGGAAAACAACGGUCAAAGUGUCUAAAAUGUGGCUUGUAUUUUUCUGUUGGAAGAUUGAAGACGCAUAAAAGGUGGCAUGAAAAAGAUCCUGAUUUUCUUCGGCCAAAUAUGUACAUAAUCUCAUUCGAUCCGUGCACUGUCGAUAAGAAUAAAAAUGACACUAAAUUGUAUAGCAAAGACAAAGAUUCUGAAUUCUCAGAUAGCAAUACCGAUUCUGAUUCGGAAAUCUUGCGUGCUAAUGAUACAAGUACUCGUGAUGAUGCAAAUGCAGUAGGAUUGACGAGGGAACCUAUCAAAGAAGAAACUGCAAAACUUUACAAGUGUACUUGCGAGUUGCAUUUUUUAAAUGAAGGUAGUAUAUCUAGGCAUUUUGGUGUGUGCAGAUCAAAUCCCAAAAUGUCUAAAUUAAAAUGCCAAAAAUGUGACUUACUAUUUACUCCAAAUGUCUUGUUUACUCAUCUGUUAGCUCAUCACAAUAAUAAUGGACGCCGUUAUAAGUAUGAUAUAAUUGAAAUAGAUUGCGACCAAGGGAAUAUGAGUCAGUAAAUGAGAAAACCAUUAUUUAAAUUUAUUUUAAGUAUUUAAACAAAUAAAUAAUUUAAGUUUAAAAACAAUCAAUUGUAAUAGAUAUAUACAGAGUUUAAAAGGACAAACCCAUUUCUGUUAGUAAUAUUUGUUAAGUGUCAUAAAUAAAUAUACAUAGUUUUAAGGAUCUCUCGAUAACAUAUAAAAAAUGUGGAUUUUUUACUUUCGUAUCUUAAUUAGGGACGUAGGUACUUUAGUAUACCUAAUGUUCAAAAUGUAUUAUUUAAUGCGUCAUACGUAAAUAAUAAACGUAUGACGCAUUAAUUUUUAACAAGCAGAAACGUCUGCAAACGAUGUUACUAAUGAUUUUUUUUUGUUUAAUGUUUAUGUUCUAAAUCUAAAAUAUAAGAAAUGUUAAUUAGUGCCCAUAUCACCAAUGGCAAUAAGUAUAAAUAAAGAAAAAAAGUUUGCAUUUUC